CUCACACAAAUCCCCACCCCGCUUUUAAAAUUAAAAGUGAUGUAAUUUUUCUUGGGAGCCCAGAAAGGCAUUGAAGGCAGAGAUAGCUAUAGCACAGCAGGAACCAGGAGAUGGCUCCCAUGAAGGAAAACACGGAGGUGCGUUGCAUGCGUACAAUUAUAUUUUCCAAAAAAUGCACACUUGGGUGAAGCGUAACCUCCAGAUUUAAAUUCCUUUUUCUUUCUUUCUUUCUUUCUUAAAAAAGUGUAAGUUUCUAGAAGCUGAGAUAUGAGGCGAAAUGGACAGGCACUGCUCUUAUUUUUGUGGGGAGGCGAGGCAAGAAACUAGCCCGCUCUCCCAUCUUUUGGAGUUUUAUUUUUGAACCCCCGUAAAAGAUCUUUUGCUGCCCCCAUGGGAAUGCAGUCUUGCUAGCCAAGGGCAGCAUGUCUGAGAAAAGGGAGCAGAGAAAAUUGGCAGAGAACUUGCAAAGAGGGGCAGGUUAGUGGGCAGCCCCUCCUUGGCUGAUGGAUGGAUGGGGAGAUGUGCUACUGCCUGAAGAAAGGAAAUAUCCAGACUGAAAGGUGGGCCGGUGAGGAGGGAGGGGGCAAAGGAGAUGUGUGGUUGGGGGUGGGAGAGAGGGAAGGUACCACAGUUAAGACCCACCCAAGGGUGUUGCUGUUGGGUGUGGGGAGAGGAACUCACAGCCGGAGGAGGGAUGGGCCCAGACCUCAGGGUCCUGUCCUCUCCCCCAUCCCUUUCAACAUCUACAUGAAGCCGCUGGGAGAGAUCAUCAGGGGGUUUGGGCUGGGCGUCCAUCAAUAUGCAGAUGAUACCCAGCUCUACCUCUCUUUAAAAUCAGAACCAGUGAAGGCGGUGAAGGUCCUGUGUGAGUGCCUGGAGGCGGUUGGAGGAUGGAUGGUGGCUAACAGAUUGAGGCUGAAUCUUGACAAGGCAGAAGUACUGUUUUUGGGGGACAGGAGGCGGGCAGGUGUAGAGGACUCCCUGGUCCUGAAUGGGGUAACUGUGCUCCUGAAGGACCAGGUGCGCAGCCUGGGAGUCAUUUUGGACUCACAGAGGUCCAUGGAGGUGCAGGUCAAUUCUGUGUCCAGGGCGGCUGUCUAUCAGCUCCAGCUGGUACGCAGGCUGAGACCCUACCUGCCCGCAGACUGUCUCUCCAGAGUGGUGCAUGCUCUGGUUAUCUCCUGCUUGGACUACUGCAAUGCGCUCUAUGUGGGGCUACCUUUGAAGGUGACUCAGAAACAACUCAUCCAGAAUGUGACUGCCAGAUUUGGUGACUGGGAGCAGCCGCCGAGACCAUAUAACACCUGUCCUGAAAGACCUACAUUGGCUCCCAGUACGUUUCCAAGGACAAUUCAAAGUGUUGGUGCUGACCUUGAAAGCCCUAAACCAGACAUAACCAAACUUGCCCCUCCAGCAGUUUUGAUACUACAACUCUCAUCAUCCCUGACCACUGGUCCCAUUAGCUAGGGAUGAUGGGAGUUGUAGUCCCAAAACAGCUGGAGGGCCGAGUUUGCCUAUAUCUGCCCUAAAUGGCCUCAUCCACCCCCAUCGUUCUGCCUGGACACUGAGGUCCAGCUCCGAGGGCCUUCUGGCAGUUCCCUCCCUGUGAGGAGUGAGGCUACAAGGAACCAGGCAGAGGGCCUUCUCGGUAGUGGCGCCCGCCCUGUGGAACGCCCUCCCAUCAGAUGUCAAAGAGAUAAACAACUAUCUAACAUUUAGAAGACAUCUGAAGGCAGCCCUGUUUAGAGAAGCUUUUAAUGCUUGAUGUUUUAUUAUGUGUUUAUAUGAGUUGGGAGCCGCCCAGAGUGGCGGGGGCAACCCGGUCAGAUGGGCACCAUAUAAAUAAAUAAUAAUAAUAAUUAUUAUUAUUAGCGACAUGCCUAGCACUCAGGCCUCCCAAGCAUUCCCCUAACAGAAGAUCCCUUCUUCCUCCUCUCUUCUCAGCAAGAAAUGAGGGACACAGUCAACUCCCAGUACGACUCCUUUCUGUACUGGAAGAUGCCCAUCCCAGAACUGGACCUGAGCGAGCUGGAACACCUGGGCUUAGCUGAGCUGGUCGCCUACAAGCCCAAGGGAGGCUAUGGCAGCUUCGCGGCAGAGCGGAAGAAACAGAACCGCAACAUCUCCGACGGGGAAGACGACGGCGAAGACACCAGCCUCCUCCAGUUCAACAGUUUCAAUUUCUGGAGGGCUCCUAUACCCUGCGUCGGCCCUUUAGAUUUCGACCUGAUCUGAGGCCUGUGCAGCUGGGCUCCUGUCCUUCAGUGCGACGAGUGAGGCGGCUAAACCUUUUGUCUACACCCCCCCUUCCGACCAAUUCCCUGUAGUGUUUUCCUUUUCAAAUUGUACGGCGAGGCUGAAUUGCAAAAUUGCUUCUGUCGGUGUCGUCUGCCUGUGUCUCUCUCCUUCUCACAUUCUGUCUCUUACAUGUUUUUGCGGGCGGGGAAGGGGACUGUGGUUUGCAAAAUUGGGACUGAAUGUAUUUAUUGGCUGGAGGGUGAACUGCGUCGAGAGGCCCUGAGGUGCGCCCACGUUCCUGUUUGUGGCGAUGGCAGCCGGAAGUGUGCGGGGAAUUAAGCGAGGCAUUUCCACACCCCCUUGAUCAUAAAAACGACUCCGUACAGCUGGGUGGCUUUUGAGGGGAUCGCAGCUAAGAUCUGGAGCAGGAGUCGGCAACUAAGCAGCCUCUGAGCAAAUUCCGGCCCGCGGGUCUUUGGCCCGUCGAGCUGCAAGCUCUGUUUCCUUCUUCCUCUUGCCAGCAGCCACUUUCAGAAAGCGUGAAAUUACAUAUCUUGCUUCUGAAUAACUCGAGAGGGAUAAUUUGUGUGUGGGUGUGUUGGGGGGUCUGCGCUGCCACUUCCGGGUUCAGCCGAGUGGGGAGGGGGCGCCAAAGAAGCGCCAUUUCUUGGGGGAGGGGAGGGAGAUGUGUAGGCCAAGAUGAAAGCUCAGCUCCUGGACGUGUUUGAGAUUAAACUGCAAAAGAAAAGAGGUGUCUUUAAGAGCGUUUGUGGUGGUGAUUUCAUAAUAACCACAAGAGAUUUGUGCACCUGGAGAUUUAUCGUGCACGGAGUGGAGGAGGUUGGCUCCCCCCACCUUGCUGCCCCCACAAGCAUAUUAUCAAAUUACAGCUUUGUCUUUUAAGCAGCUGCUGGGGAAACAGGACUGCGGUUCAAAGUCAGGAAUCAGGACAAAUCUAUUUUAUCAGCUGGAAUGUGGGAUAAGACGGGAACUGGGUAGGCUUAUCGCCAGUGGCCCUUGGAGCAGGAAUGACUCUCCUCUCCAACCGUAAAACAAAAAGGGAGUGGAUUUUGGCCGACUGCAGCCACAAUCCACAGCAGGAGUUAGCAACUAGCGGCCCGCAAGGGAAAUACGGCCCAGGGGGCAAUGUGGUGCCAGGGCAAGAGGGAGUGAAUUGGGUAAAGGCUGGCAUGGCCUGCAAGGAAACAGCAGCCAAUAUUAUAAACACUGUUGCACCAGCCACCUCUCCACUUAUCCACAGACCAGAACAAAGAUCCAGGUUUUUCAAUAACAUCAUGUGUGGAGACUCAGGCCUUAUCAUGUGACCUGCAGUGGCCCAUUGGCCUCAGGCGGCACAUCACUGGGAGCCAGUCCCUGCCGCUCACUUUCCCUGAGCCGGAAACCUUAAGAGAGUAAGCAGCAAAUUUCUAAAGUUACAGAUAGAUAUAGAUAAUUUAUUAUGGUCGGAGACCAGCUUAUAAAACGCACUUGGGGGUACAAUCCCAGAAGGAAAACAAACAUUUAAAACAAUGUACAACAAUAAAUUUAAAAUUUAUAAAUGCAAUAAGCAUAUAGACACUUAAAACUUGAAGAUAAGCUACCACACAGAGAUGAACCAGAGUCACCCAUGGAACUGAGUUUGGGGAUUUUCUUAAUGAACUAGUUUCGGUUAGGGGAUGGUCUGCGCCUACAAAUCUGUACACAGAAUCUAGCGACCAUCCGGGUCGUCUUAUGAUCUUUGCCUACAGGAGGUCAAAUUUUUGCUUUUCCGGGAGGUCAGCGAGCCUCACCAGCAGGGGAUCAAUGUAAAGUUACAGUAUUCUGCUUCUGUUCUGGCACGGCAGAAACAGUGGCAUCAGGUUCCUGUUGGGUCUGGUAGGGUGGGAGGCUGGGAGGCCAGCAGUAGGGGGCGCCAGAGCCAAUGGCAGGAAUAGCCAACUCAUUCCAGUUUUGUCCCCAUCCUGCUCCUCCGCCCUGCUGAGUUCUCCAAGGAGCAACGCUGAGACUAUGGAGGAGGAGGGUCACACGCCAGGGCAACCCUCUGAAUUGGUUGUAAGUUAAGUGGGGAGGGUGGUUGAGAGGCUGGCUGAAGGUAAAGACUGAGGGUGGAUCUACACACAGGGGGGGGGGAAAUGCUAUAGAUAUGCAGUGCGUCUUUUCUGGAGGUACACAGGGGUACGCAUACCUCUAAACGUUUUGUGAAUCUUUGUACUUUUGUCCAUUUCCUGUAUUUAUUUCCCCCGAUUUGAACUAUAAAAUGGUGAUUUUCUUGAGUC
Messenger RNA from Podarcis lilfordi (Lilford's wall lizard), 4514 nucleotides. Lineage: Eukaryota; Metazoa; Chordata; Lepidosauria; Squamata; Lacertidae. The record is from the annotation of a GenBank genome assembly.